Molecule: messenger RNA, 1737 nt
Organism: Lasiodiplodia theobromae
Lineage: Eukaryota; Fungi; Ascomycota; Dothideomycetes; Botryosphaeriales; Botryosphaeriaceae
Product: Serine threonine protein kinase
Exons: 3
Coding region: 1-1737 (578 amino acids)
Biological process (GO): peptidyl-threonine phosphorylation; peptidyl-serine phosphorylation
Molecular function (GO): ATP binding; protein serine/threonine kinase activity
Source: RefSeq, a predicted model, not a curated record
AUGGGGGAUGCGAAAGAGGUGACAGGGUCCCCGAAGUCUGUCUCAAAACAACAUGAUUCGAUCAAGCUACGAGACCGGAUCUGCAGGGCUACGUUGUCAGUCACAUCCAGCCGUGACCGGACAGAGUUCGUCCCUGCGAAUAAGUUCAACGAGCUUGUCACAGAGGAAAGCAUUGAAGCGGAAAUCCCAGAUUCCCCACGCGAGCUCAUCGAGUUCAUCUACAAAGAUGCCAAAAUGGUAUUCAUGACCGUACUUGACAUCAAGGAACACGACAACCAGAGCGAGUUGGGGUCCAUGAUGCAAUCGUUUCGAGCCAGUGGGUUUACCGACAAGCAUUUACCGAUCCGUAACCCUCGUGAUCUUCUAGCCGAACACGACAAUGGCCAUCAUUUUCCAGUACUACCACCCGAUACUUUCGAUCAUGAAAAAUGGACAACAGACGCAAAAGUACGAUUCUACCGAUCCCAGUGGACUUUUCUGGCUCCUAUCUUCACGGAAGGCAAGCUCAAACAUGACUUCCCCCAAGAAACUAUGUUGCCUUUUACAGAAAUCUCCCCUUCGGUAAGGGAAGGCUUCUUCAGCACUGUAUCCCAAGUGAAAAUCCAUCCAGCUCACCAGAAAGUGCUGUGCAAGGAAAAUGGGAAAGCACUGUGCUUCGCGAUCAAGGAGCUAAAGUAUCUCGAUCAUGAACCUGGAUAUGAUCCAGCAACGGCCUGGGAGCUCGAAGCAAACUCACUCCAUCAAAUUGGCAAGCUUAACGACUCCCACCUGAUCAAACCGGUCGCAGCCUACAAGAUAGGUAUCCGCCAUUGCUUCAUCUUUGAAUGGGCCGAAGGAGGAACACUACGGGAUUACUGGAAGAAUUAUCGUCAUCCAGUUCUCGACAAGGCACUCAUUCUGAAUGUCCUCAAACAACUCCUCGGUCUCGCUAAAGCUCUUGAAGUAUUACACACCGGUUACGGAGCAGACAACCACUCUGAAGAUGAAGCGAGAUCAGAAAGCCACUGGCGCCAUGGUGAUCUGAAACCCGACAAUAUUCUCAGAUUUCAGGAUCUUUCAGAGGUAAAGGAGCUGGGGGAGCUUCGCAUAGCUGACCUGGGUUUGGCGAAGCUGCACACAUUUCGGACCAACGCGAGAAACAAACCAACGGGUACGAAGUACCUGACAUCGCAUUACGAGCCUCCCGAAGCCUUUACUCUGCCAAAUAAACCAAGAUCACGCCUGUAUGACUUAUGGUCCAUGGGCUGUGUUAUUCUGGAGUUCAUCAUAUGGCUCCUUUAUGGUUCUGACUCCUUGGACGAAUUCGUAGAUGAAAAGCUGGGGAAACAUGAGCAUGGCACGAUUUACUAUCUCAUUGAAGGUCCAGACCUUCCAAGUCCGUCUGCCAGGAUGAACGAGAAGAUUGCUUCGAAAUGGAUGGAUGAUAUUCUUCCGGUAGACCCGGAUUGUCAGCCGGAGAAGACUGCCAUUGGAGACCUGCUCAUGAUGGUCAAGACAAAGCUCCUUGUUAUCAAGCUCCCGGAUGAUGGGUCUGGUAGUUUGACUCCAAGCAGAGCAAGUGCCACGGACUUCAGGACAUGCAUCGACGACAUCCUGAAACGAGCAACCGACGACGAAAAACAAUUGCUGGGCAACCACAAGAGCAAAGACCUCGAUCUGCAGCAUUCCUCACACCAGACAUGGCUCGUCGUCCGCCUCAUACUCAGCAAGAAGCUGGUAAUCUAUCUCAGAAUGUAA